Nelumbo nucifera (sacred lotus) is the source of this 1374-nucleotide messenger RNA. NCBI's taxonomy places the organism in Eukaryota, Viridiplantae, Streptophyta, Magnoliopsida, Proteales, Nelumbonaceae. The record is from RefSeq and is a predicted model, not a curated record.
AUGAGGUCAGUAGAGAGCAAUAGAUCUCAAAGUUGUCGAGAGGAGUUUAAUUUGGAUAAAAGAUGUGGUCAGUUGGAAUACCGUUACAUUACACAUUGGAUAUAUAGAUGGAGAAACCCCAAAUGCAAUGGAAGACUCCCUCCAGGUUCCAUGGGGCUGCCACUACUUGGGGAGAACCUUCAGUUUUUCACAUCCUACAACUCCUUUGGUAUUCCACCUUUCAUUGAGAAACGAAUGCAACGAUACGGGCCAUUGUUCAAAACUAGUUUGCUGGGUCAGCGAGUUGUAAUAUCGACAGACCCAGAGUUCAACCAUUACAUCUUACAACAAGAGGGAAAAUUGGUUGAAUUAUGGUAUAUGGAUUCCUUCAUGGAGCUUAUUGGGCAACAAGUUUCAUCAAACACUGUCCACAGGCACGUUAAGAGCAUCGUUAUGAAUGACUUUGGUGUGGAAAGCCUUAAAGGGACGACGAUCCUUGAUGUAGAACAAAUGGUGCGUCAAACACUACUCUCCUGGUCCAGAAUGGAAACCAUUGAAGUGAGAAUGGCGACUCAGAAUAUGGCAUUUGAGUUGGGUGCCAAGAAGUUGAUUAGCUAUGAUUCAACCAAGUCCGCAUUUCUUGUUCAGGCAAGGAAGAGUGUUAUAAAAAUGCUGAGGGAUAUGUUAAAAGAGAGACGAGCUUCAUCGAUAUCUAAGAAGAGUAGUGAUGAUUUCCUUGAUCAUGUCAUCCAAGAAAUGGAGAAAGAAGGGACCUUCUUUACCGAGGAAGCUUCUGUUCAGCUCAUAUUUGCACUUAUAUUUGCCACCUUCGAGACCACUUCCAUGGCACUCAUUUUGGCUAUUAAAUUUCUUACCGACAACCCUGCAGUGCUCAAUGAAUUAACGGAGGAGCACGAGGCAAUUCUGAGAAGAAGACGAAAUAUGGAUUCUGCAAUCACUUGGGAAAAAUAUAGGUCAAUGACUUUCACAUUAAUGGUUAUCCAUGAAGUACUUAGGUUGGCGAAUAUCGUCACAGGGAUAUUCAGAAGAGCUCUUAAAGACAUCCAAAUAAAUGGUUAUACUAUUCCAGCAGGAUGGACAAUUAUGGUUUGUCCUUUUACUCUGCAUUUGAAUCCAAGCAAGUAUGGAGAUCCCCUUGCCUUCAACCCAUGGAGAUGGAAGGGCCUUGCACAAAACACUUCAAAGAAUUUUAUAGCUUUUGGGGGAGGCAAGAGAUCGUGUGUCGGAGCAGAGUACAGUAAGGUGGUAAUGGCAGUCUUUCUACAUUCCCUGGUCACUAAACAUAGGUGGAGGAUAGUCGAGGGAGGAGAAAUAGUCCGAACGCCUUCUUUGUCAUUUCCAAAUGGUUUCCAUAUUCGAGUCUUAGAAAAAUAA